AUGGCCGACAUCACCGCGGUCCUCUCGGCCACCACCAGCCCCGACGCCGCGACGCGCGAGGCUGCGGAGGCGCAGCUGAAGCAAGCGCAGGAGCAGAACCUCGGCGCCUUCCUGCAGUCCCUCGCUAACGAGGUCGCCACCGAGGCCAAGCCCCUCGACUCCCGACGCUUGGCGGGUCUCAUCCUCAAGAACGCGCUCGACGCCAGGGACGAGACCGUCAAGGCCGACAAGCAGGAGAAAUGGGUCACCAUGGACGCCAACAUCCGCAACACCGUCAAGGGGUGCGUCUGGAACCAGCUCGGCUCCCCCGUGCAGGAGAUCCGCCACACCUGCGCGCAGGUGAUCGCCAAGAUCGCCGGAGCGGAGAUGCCCAAGGCUCUCUGGCCGUCGCUCGUCACCGACCUCCAGAACAACAUGGCCACCGGCGAUCCCGGCAAGCGCCAGUCCACCCUCGAGGCACUCGGAUACAUCUGCGAGGAAAUCGAGCACGAGCACCUGCAGGAGGCGGACGUCAACGCCAUGCUCACCGCCAUCGUGCAGGGCAUGAGGAAGGAGGAGGAGAGCAACGAGAUCCGAUUAGCCGCGACCAACGCCUUGGUCAACGCCAUGUACUUCGCGGAGGGUAACUUCGAACGCGAGCAGGAGAGGAACUACAUCAUGCAGGUGACGUGCGAGGCGACCGUCUGCGCGGACGUUCGCGUCAGGCAGGCUGCGUUUGAGGUGCUGGUAGGAGCCGCGGAGAACUACUACGAGAAGCUUCAGCCGUACAUGACCGCCAUCUUCGACCUGACCGUCAAGGCGACGAAGGGCGACGAGGAGUCCGUGGCGCUGCAGGCGAUCGAGUUCUGGUCCGCCAUCGCCGACGAGGAGGUCUGCCGCCAGGAUGACAUCGCCGACGCGGGCGAGGGUAACCACCAGAUCGUCUACCACCGAUUCGUCGAGCAGGCGCUUCCCCACCUCGUGCCCAUGCUCCUCGAGACCCUCACCAAGCAGGACGAGGACGAGCUCGACGAAGGCGACGACGUGUGGAACCUCGCCAUGGCCGGCGGCACGUGCCUCGGCCUCGUCGCCACGUGCGUGCAGGACGCCGUCGUCGACCACGUCAUGCCCUUCAUCACCGGCAACAUCGGCUCGCAGGAGUGGCGACUCCGCGAGGCUGCCACCUUUGCGUUUGGAUCUAUCCUCGAGGGACCCGACCCGGACAAGCUCGCGCCCGUCGCCGCGCAGGCGCUCCCUUUCCUCCUCAACGCCCUCAACGACCCUAAGACCCACGUGCGCGAUACCACGGCGUGGACCAUCGGACGCGUGUUUGAGUUUGUCGGGGAGGCUCAGUCGCCGGUGGUCAACCCGGGCAACCUCGACAACAUCCUCAAGAUUCUCGUCGAGAAGCUGCAGGAUAAGCCCCUGGUCGCGGGUAAGGUGUGCUACGCGCUCCUGCGCCUCGCGACGUCGUGCGCGAACGACGACGAUGAACAGAACCCCAUGCGCGUGGCGCUCGCGCCUUACUUUCAGGGCAUCGUGCAGAGCCUGCUGCAGACGUCGGAGCGUCCGGAUGCGGAGCAGUCCCUCCGCAUGGAGUGCUACGAGUCCCUCAACGAGAUCAUCCGAGCGUCCACCCAGCAGAAUGCGCCCAUCACCCAGCAGCUCGUGCCCAUGGUGCUUCAGAAGCUCGAGACGACCCUCGCCGCGCUCUCGCAGCCGGGCCUCGGGCCCGAGGCUCAGGAAAAGAUCGGCGAAGUCCAGGGCCUGCUCUGCGGAACCCUCCAAACGAUCGUCCAGAAGCUCUCCGGAGAGGAUGCCACCAAGAUGAUGAUCAUCCAGUUCGGAGACCAGAUCAUGCAGAUGCUCCUCAGGGUGCUCGGGGCGAGGUCAGCCACCGUGCACGAGGAGGCAAUGCUCUGCGUCGGCGCCCUCGCUUACGCCACCGGUGAUCAGUUUGAAAAGUACAUGCAGGCGCUUUACCCGUUCAUCGAGGUGGGCCUCAAGAAUCACGAGGAGUACGAGGUGUGCAACGUCACCGUGGGCGUGGUGGGCGACCUGUGCCGCGCGCUGGAUGCAAAGAUCCUGCCCUUUUGCGACGGCAUCGUGUACCAGCUGCUGCAGGAUCUGCAGUCCACCGCGCUGCACCGCUCGGUGAAGCCCCCGAUUCUGUCCUGCUUUGGCGACAUCGCGCUCGCCAUCGGACCCGCGUUCGAGAAGUACGUCGGGUACGUGGUGCCCAUGCUCCAGAGCGCCCAGCAGCUCUCGCUGCAGACGCCCAAGGAUGACGAGGAGAUGAUUGAGUACAACAACAUGCUCCGCAACGGAAUCUUCGAGGCUUACGCCGGCCUCCUCCAGGGGUUCAAGGAUGACAAGAGUAAGGUCGAGCAGCUCAAGUCUCACGCAGUGUAUGUCCUGCAGUUCAUCGCGGAGGUUGCCAAGGACGGGGACAGGGACGAGGCGGUGACUCGCGCCAUGGUGGGCGUCAUGGGCGACAUGGCGGACACGAUGGACGGGGUCGGCGAGCUGUUCAAGCAGAACAUGUUCUGGGUGGAGCUCAUCCGCGAGUGUGAGGACCAGUACCAGGACCAGCAGCUGAGGGACACGGCGCAGUGGGCCAAGGGGAAGAUCACGAUGCGCGUCGGGAUGUGA
Micromonas commoda is the source of this 2631-nucleotide messenger RNA. RefSeq lists its product with no specific name. Lineage: Eukaryota; Viridiplantae; Chlorophyta; Mamiellophyceae; Mamiellales; Mamiellaceae. Gene Ontology annotation, molecular function: nuclear import signal receptor activity; small GTPase binding. The transcript has a single exon. Gene Ontology annotation, biological process: protein import into nucleus. Bases 1 to 2631 code for a protein of 876 amino acids. Gene Ontology annotation, cellular component: nucleus; cytoplasm. The record is from RefSeq and is a predicted model, not a curated record.